Eutrema salsugineum is the source of this 3474-nucleotide messenger RNA. RefSeq names its product probable cellulose synthase A catalytic subunit 10 [UDP-forming]. Bases 1 to 3243 code for a protein of 1080 amino acids. Lineage: Eukaryota; Viridiplantae; Streptophyta; Magnoliopsida; Brassicales; Brassicaceae. Gene Ontology annotation, cellular component: trans-Golgi network; plasma membrane. Gene Ontology annotation, biological process: cellulose biosynthetic process; plant-type primary cell wall biogenesis. The transcript is spliced from 13 exons. Gene Ontology annotation, molecular function: cellulose synthase (UDP-forming) activity. The record is from RefSeq and is a predicted model, not a curated record.
AUGGAGCCUAGCGCUGGCAUGGUUGCCGGAUCUUACCGGAGAAAUGAGCUUGUUCGGAUCCGACACGAUUCCGAUGAAGGGCCAAAACCCAUGACGAAUGUGAAUGGUCAGAUAUGUCAGAUCUGUGGUGAUGAUGUUGGACUCACCCAAACUGGCAUCGUCUUUGUUGCUUGUAAUGAAUGUGGCUUCCCUUUGUGUCGGCCUUGUUAUGAGUAUGAGAGGAAAGAUGGAACUCAAUGUUGCCCACAGUGCAAGACUAGAUUCAUACGGCACAAUGGGAGUCCUCGCGUUGAAGGAGAUGAUGAAGAUGAUGAUGUCGAUGAUAUCGAGAAUGAGUUUAAUUAUACUCAGAGAAACAACAAGGCAAGACUUCCACAUCUCGCUGAAGAGUUCUCUUCGUCAUCUCGACAUGAAUCUCAACCGAUUUCUGUUCUCACUCAUGGCCAUCCGGUGUCUGGGGAGAUUACUACGCCGGAUACACAAUCUGUACAAACUACAUCCGGUCAAUUAGGUCUCCCUGAUAGGAAUGCUGCUCUGUCUCCUUGUAUUGACCCACAGCUACCUGUGCCGGUAAGAAUCGUGGACCCAUCAAAAGACUUGAACUCGUAUGGGCUUGCGAAUGUUGACUGGAAAGAAAGGAUCGAAGGUUGGAAGCUGAAGCAGGAGAAGAAUAUGGUACAGAUCUCUAAUAAAUACCAUGAAGGGAAGGGUGGAGAAAUCGAAGGGACUGGAUCAAACGGUGAAGAACUCCAAAUGGUUGAUGAUGCUCGGCUUCCUAUGAGCCGUGUGGUUCCUAUCCCAUCCUCACGCAUGACACCUUAUCGUAUUGUGAUAGUUCUCCGGCUCAUCAUUUUGGGAGUCUUCUUGCAUUAUCGUGUUACUCAUCCCGUGAAAGAUGCGUAUCCCCUGUGGCUGACCUCAGUUAUUUGUGAGAUAUGGUUUGCCUUUUCUUGGCUUCUUGAUCAGUUUCCAAAAUGGUAUCCCAUUAACAGGGAGACUUUUCUUGACAGGCUUGCUUUAAGGUAUGAUCGAGAUGGUGAACCAUCACAGCUAGCUCCCGUGGAUGUGUUUGUUAGUACAGUGGACCCAAUGAAAGAGCCUCCUCUAGUAACAGCAAACACUGUUCUCUCAAUUCUUGCUGUGGACUACCCAGUGGAUAAAGUUGCGUGUUAUGUUUCCGAUGAUGGUUCAGCUAUGCUAACUUUUGAAUCUCUCUCUGAAACGGCUGAGUUCGCAAGGAAAUGGGUACCUUUUUGCAAGAAGUUCAACAUUGAGCCUAGAGCCCCUGAGUUCUAUUUUUCCCAGAAGAUAGAUUACUUGAAGGACAAGAUACAACCUUGUUUUGUCAAAGAGAGACGGGCAAUGAAGAGAGAGUAUGAGGAGUUUAAAGUGAGGAUUAAUAUCCUUGUCGCUAAGGCACAGAAGAUGCCUGAAGAUGGCUGGACAAUGCAGGAUGGUACUCCCUGGCCUGGUAACAACCCUAGAGACCAUCCUGGGAUGAUUCAGGUUUUCUUAGGCCAUAGUGGUGGUCUAGAUACCGAAGGAAAUGAGCUACCUAGGCUCAUCUAUGUGUCCCGUGAGAAGCGUCCUGGAUUUCAGCACCACAAGAAGGCUGGAGCUAUGAAUGCCCUGAUCCGUGUUUCUGCUGUUCUUACCAACGGGGCAUAUCUUUUGAACGUGGAUUGUGAUCAUUACUUCAACAACAGCAAGGCAGUUAAAGAAGCCAUGUGUUUCAUGAUGGACCCUGCUAUCGGAAAAAAGUGCUGCUAUGUGCAGUUCCCACAACGUUUUGACGGUAUUGACUUGCAUGAUCGAUACGCCAACAGGAACAUUGUCUUCUUCGAUAUUAACUUGAAAGGGUUGGAUGGUAUCCAGGGUCCUGUGUAUGUGGGUACUGGUUGUUGUUUCAACCGGCAGGCCCUGUAUGGGUAUGAUCCUGUUCUAACAGAGGAAGAUCUUGAGCCUAAUAUUAUUGUGAAGAGUUGUUUUGGCUCAAGGAAGAAAGGAAAGAGUAGCAAGAAACAAAACUAUGAACAAAACAGAAGCAUCAAGAGAAGUGACUCCAAUGCUCCGCUUUUUAAUAUGGAAUUGGAAGAUAUUGACGAGGGUGUUGAAGGUUAUGAUGAUGAGAUGUCUCUUCUUGCCUCCCAGAAAUGUCUGGAGAAGCGUUUUGGUCAGUCACCGGUAUUUAUUGCGGCUACCUUCAUGGAACAAGGAGGUCUUCCACCAACAACCAACCCAGCGACUCUUCUCAAAGAGGCGAUUCAUGUCAUAAGCUGUGGAUAUGAGGCCAAGACUGAAUGGGGCAAAGAGAUUGGGUGGAUAUACGGUUCUGUGACAGAAGAUAUUCUUACCGGGUUCAAGAUGCAUGCAAGGGGUUGGAUAUCAGUCUACUGUGUGCCUCCACGCCCUGCAUUCAAGGGAUCCGCACCCAUCAAUCUAUCUGAUCGUUUGAACCAAGUUCUUCGAUGGGCUUUGGGAUCUAUCGAGAUUCUUCUGAGCAGGCAUUGCCCUAUAUGGUACGGCUAUAAUGGAAGGUUGAAACUUUUGGAGAGACUUGCUUAUGUCAAUACCACUGUCUACCCAAUUACAUCUAUCCCACUCCUUGCCUAUUGUAUGCUUCCAGCGUUUUGCCUCAUAACCAACAAGUUCAUUAUUCCUGAGAUAAGCAGCUCUGCGAGCGUGUGGUUCAUACUGCUCUUUCUGUCCAUCUAUGCGACGUCAGUCCUGGAGCUCAAAUGGAGUGGUGUGUGCCUUGAGGACUGGUGGAGGAACGAGCAGUUUUGGGUAAUCGGUGGAACAUCAGCUCAUCUUUUUGCAGUUUUCCAAGGUCUACUCAAAGUUCUUGCAGGGAUAGACACAAACUUCACGGUCACAUCAAAAGCCUCUGAUGAAGAUGGAGACUUUGCAGAGCUUUACAUCUUCAAAUGGACGUCUCUUCUCAUCCCACCAACCACUAUCUUACUGAUGAACCUUGUCGGUAUUGUGGCCGGUGUCUCCUACGCCGUGAACAGCGGGUACCAAUCGUGGGGACCGCUCAUGGGAAAGCUCUUUUUUGCAAUGUGGGUGGUUCUUCAUCUUUACCCUUUCUUGAAGGGUCUUGUGGGAAGACAAAACCGGACUCCGACCAUUGUCAUUGUCUGGUCCGUGCUACUUGCAUCCAUCUUCUCAUUACUUUGGGUCCGAAUCAAUCCCUUUGUUACCACCACUGAGUUCGGGAGCAACAAUUUCAGUGGCCAGUGAGCUGCCCAUUGUCAUGUUUUAACCCUAUUGAUAAACGAGUGCGUAUAUAUAUAUGUAGGAAAUCGUUCAAACCCCUUAAUCUAGAGGCUAUUGUCCUCCUGAUUAUGUGUUGGUUUAAGAUGUGUUUUGUAGUGGGAAGUUAGUAAGUUACUAAAGACCCAAAUGGUACCGUAUGAUAAUGUUGAGUUGUGCCUUUCUAAUGUUAUUAAUGCAUAUAUUAUGAUCCGUUCC